Messenger RNA from Malaya genurostris, 3628 nucleotides. RefSeq lists its product as uncharacterized. Gene Ontology annotation, biological process: amino acid transmembrane transport; L-alanine transport. Gene Ontology annotation, cellular component: vacuolar membrane. The record is from RefSeq and is a predicted model, not a curated record. Gene Ontology annotation, molecular function: L-proline transmembrane transporter activity; L-alanine transmembrane transporter activity. NCBI's taxonomy places the organism in Eukaryota, Metazoa, Arthropoda, Insecta, Diptera, Culicidae. The transcript is spliced from 2 exons. The coding region runs from base 293 to 1921 and encodes 542 amino acids.
ACUCGAAAAAAUAAAGACCAGCAUAGAAGCAGCAAGCAGCGAAAGCUAGAUACUUCACCGUGUCCGGAGCGAAUGUGUGUGUAUGUCGUAGUCGACUUGUAAGGAUUCUCGACUCAUUGCAGGCAGGGCUCAAUCCACAAAAGGAUCCAUGCAUUUAUGUUGUGAUAGUAUCUGCGUGCAAGCCGUUGGAUUCAUCCCAGUGGGGGUGCGAGGCUCACCAGUGCGUUAGCCCUGAUGACGGGAACCGCUUCCUUCAUUCGAUCGUCGAUGUCCCAGCGGACUGUUCGGUAGUAUGGCGAUCCGUGAUAGUAGUAGAAUUAAACCAGGCACCUGCAAAGGGUUCAUUGAUCGAGAAGAGGAAGAUUUUCUCGAGCAGCAUCGGACGCGUCGAGUUUUGGCAACCCCACCCAGUUCCAGCGAUCAUGGCGGAGCGAAAAAGUUGUCCCUGUUCUUUGCCAGCCUCUGUGUAAUCGAUCUCUUCGGAGUGUUCCCGAUUGUGGCACUGCCCAAAUCGAUUAUUUCAUGUGGAUUAUAUGGAAUACCGUUAGUGCUGUUUGUGAUAACGUUGCAAAUCUACACUGCCACAAUACUAGGCCGUUGUUGGACGAUCGCGGAAAAACUGGACCCUUCGAUCGUCGUCAAAAAUCGAUAUCCGUAUGCGGCGAUCGCGGAAUUCGCCUACGGCAAGCGAAUGAGUUUGUUUGUGACCAUUCUGUUGGAUAUGACCGUGUUCGGUGGUGGAAUUCCAAAUCUGCUGGUGGCCUCACAAAACCUACAGCUUCUCGGAUCCAGAGUCAGUGCGGGGAGCUUCGAGUUCUCAUUCUGCUACUGGCUGGUGUUGAUUGGAAUGUUUCUUUGUCCGAUCAUGUGGCUGGGAAGCCCUAAGAAUAUGCGAGCACUGGCCAGUGUUUCAGUCGUCGUAUGCACCAGUGUUGCCGUGUUAACGUGGUUCUCAAUUGGAGCUGACACACCUCCGAAUACCGGGAAUGACACUAGCCCGCAAACGGAUGAGUUUAUACCUUUCAAAGGAAUCGAGCUAGCGUUACCGUCCUGGAUCAAACUGCUAAAAGCUUACGGGAUAAUUGCAUUCCAGUUCGACAUUCAUCCCAUGUUACUUACGAUCCAAGUAGAUAUGGAACACAAACGAAAGAUCGGGAAAGCGGUGUUCUUGGGUUUGAUGGCCACAUGUUCGCUCUCGGCUGUUACCACCAUUCUUGCCGCCUACCGGUACGGGAUGGAUACCACAAACAACGUGCUACGAAUACUGCCCAAAAGUUGGUCACUGUACGUAACUAUUCUGUUGGUAACACUGCAACUGUGCUUGUCCAGUGCAGUUGGCAACUCGGCACUCUUUCAGCAUGUUGAGGACGUACUCGGUGCAUCUAGAGACUUCACAAUAAAACGUUGCAUCAUUCGAUCGAGUCUCGUUUGGCUGGCAGUUCUGAUAGCGGAGCUAUUGCCUCGUUUCGACGUUGUGAUGGGCAUCAUCGGAGGAACUCUAACUGGGCCACUGAUAUUCAUUCUACCGCCACUGUUCUACCAGAGAAUAUCUAACCUGGAAGCCGUAUGUUACCGUGAGAUGGAACGAAUUCAAACUCAGGAUGCGACUGAUGAUCGCGAACCACCAGCCGCAUUCGAAAGUGUUUACGGAUCUACUGGUCAAACACCGUCGGCCGUAGCAUUCCGUAGGAGAACGCAACAUCGAACAAAGUUGGCCGUGCAGUGGUCGCGUUGGGUCGAUCGGAUCAAGUUUUGGUCUCACUGCAUGCGUAGCGAUUGUAUCCUAGCGGCGUCCGUGAUCAUGUUCGGGAUCGGCGCCACGCUUAGCUCCACUUACUACAAUAUAUUCGACGUGAAGGACAUUGGAACCAGUUUCUGGAAAUCCUGUGCGGCAAAUAUUACCCUUGUCAGUGAUUUAUGAUUCGAUUUACGAUAGUAAUAGAAAUUAUAGGAUCCAAUUAUAUGGUUGUACGAAAGGAAGGGUUGAAUGGUUUUGUUUAUUUACUAUUUCACGUAUUUUAACGUAGACCUAACAGAAUUGUAAAUUACACUAAAACCAUCAUAAACACGUCACAAUAAUCGAAAGAGAAAGUAAACAGAGAAACUGUCACUUGCUCAUAUGACCAUUUGAAAAAAUCAACCGAGAUUUGAUUUCUUCUUGAGUGCCUAUAAGCAGAGUCACAACAACCAGAGCUAAUAAAAGAGUAACUAAGUGUGUUUGUAUGUUUGCCUUUCGUACGUUACUGAUGUAACAGGCGUUAUUUGUUAUAAAUUCUUAGUGUUGCAUGCGUUAUUUUUCGUAGGUUAGAGGUGUUAGGGAGCGUUACAUGCGUAUCUUUUUUUUUAGUUAUUGGCGUUAUGAAGCAUUACUUGUGUUACUUUUUGUAUGUUAUAGGUGUUACAAAGCGUUAUAUGCGUUACUUUUUUGUGAGUUAUAAGCAUUACGAAGCGUUACAUACCUUUCCUUUUUAAAUUUAAAAAUGAUGCGUUAUGAAGCGUUACAUGCAUUACUUUUUUAUAAAUUAUAGGUGUUACAAAACGUUACAUGCGUUACUUUUUUAUGGAUUAUAUGCGUUACGAAGCGUUACAUGCGUUACUUUUGAGAUUACUACGUUACUACUUUGGGAUAUAGGCGUUACGAAGCGUUACAUGCGUUACUUUUUUGUGGAUUGUAGGUUUACGAAGCGUUACAUGCGUUACUUUUUUGUGAGCUAUAGGCGUUACGAAACGUUACAUGCGUUACUUUUUUAUGGGUUAUAGGCGUUACGUUUUUGUGGGUUAUACGCAUUACAAAGCGUUAAAUGCGUUACUUUUUUAUGGGUUAUAGGCGUUACGAAGCAUUAAAUGCGUUUCGGUGUCAGGAAAGGUUGUGUGUAUUUUUUUGUACUUACUGAUGUAACAGGCGUUAUUUGUUAUAAGUUUAAGGUGUUACGAAGCAUCAUGUUUUUGUAAAUUGUAAAUGUUACAAAGCGUUAUAUGGGUAUUUUUUUGCUAAUUACGGACGUUACGAAGCAUUAAUUUUUUGUAAGUUAUUGAUGCACAUUUUAUUUUUUCAGAGGUGGUUUGAGCUUGAGCGAUUUUCUUAAUUGUAGAUUCAAAUGAAAAAUCUCAGAUUUCCAAAGGUUGCUGUUGACAUUCGCCCUUAUUCUGAAUAACGACGUAUUGAUUUUUCGAUCGAAUGUGGUUCGAUCGAAUCAUAGCUACCUUUGAUUUUGCAAGCGUUAUGAAGAAUACAAAUGAAAUACGAGCGAAAAAACGAUACGACGUUAUUCAGAAUAAGGGCGAUUUAUUCGGAUCCAAAUUUCGAUUUCGCAAAGUGGGAUCAAAGUGUUUUUUUGCUUCAAGUGAAUUAGAGUAAAAUGGGCCUCUUUUCAAAACGGAAACGAGAAAGAUGAACACUGAAAUUUUAUGAUUCAUGAAUAUCGUCGUAGAAAUAGAAACAAAUGGAGAUCUUUUUCGUAGGAAUAGAAACAAAUGGAGAUCAGUUUACACCCUAACUGCUAUCAAACCGUUUUUUAUUCGAAGCUAGUUUCAAACCUAAAUUCAAUGUCAUUUUCGAGUCACCCUGAAACUUGACGAGCAAAUCGAAGUACGUAUCGUAGAACCGUCUUAGGCCACAAUUUUUCAA